Messenger RNA from Anoplophora glabripennis (Asian longhorned beetle), 2419 nucleotides. RefSeq lists its product as uncharacterized. Gene Ontology annotation, biological process: dephosphorylation. Bases 1 to 2250 code for a protein of 749 amino acids. The record is from RefSeq and is a predicted model, not a curated record. Lineage: Eukaryota; Metazoa; Arthropoda; Insecta; Coleoptera; Cerambycidae. Gene Ontology annotation, molecular function: phosphatase activity. The transcript has 5 exons.
AUGGCAAUCUCAGCGUUAGCUUUAAUUUUAUGUUUGCUUAUUGAAAUAUGUUCGUCUAAACAUAUAUUUGUUAUCAAUAGUGAUCCUGAAAGUCCCGAAGACGAAUUAGUUUCUGUAGUUGCAUUAUAUAGACAUGGAGAUAGAUCACCAAUUUCGUCGUUUCCAAAUGAUCCCUACUACAACAGUUCUUACUGGCCCGAAGGUUAUGGACAAUUACUAACUAAAGGUAUUCAGCGACAGUACGACUUAGGAAAAUGGCUAAGAACCCGUUAUGACACAUUUUUGCCAGCGGACUACUCUCCAAAGGAUAUUCUAGUAUACUCCACCGACAUAGAUCGCACGCUGAUGUCCGCAGAAGCAAACCUUGCUGGACUUUACCCACCCACUGAAUCCCAAGUCUGGGAAGAUGGUUUCUUCUGGCAACCUAUCCCAGUUCAUCUAAUGGCGACAGAUGAUCCUGUAUUCGCCAUGAACGUCGAUUGUCCCAAAUUCAACAAGCUUCAAGAAGAACUCGAAGCAUCGGAAUUUUUCGAGAACGUCUACAAAGAAAACAGGGAUAUGUUAAAAAGCUUGUCUAACUUCACUGGAAUGAACGUCUCUUCCUUAGGAAACAUACGAAUGAUUUUCGAAGUGCUUUAUAUCUAUCGUAACCACAACGAAUCUUAUUUACCUUCUUGGGUUGAGAACAUAGAUCAAGAGAAACUAGCUUAUUUAGCCGGAUUGGGAUUUGCCCAGGCAACAUUUACUGAGGAAUUAAGAAGGCUAGGAUCAGGUCCAUUUUUAAAUUACCUUAUAAGUUACUUCAGUGAUGUCAUAAAUAACGCUACAGACGUUAGUAAGUUCUUAAUGUUUUCUGGACAUGACGGAACCAUAGUAGCAGCUUUGGGAGGAAUGGGCGUUUUCGAUAAUCGCCCACCCGAAUUUGCUUCUGCAGUAAUAUGGGAACUUCGAAGGAAUACCAAGAAGGAAUAUUACGUUAAUGUUUUACACAAAAAGAAUAGUACGGACGCGUAUGAGCAGCUGUCAUUGGAUAACUGCGACUUCGAUUGUGCAUUUAAUGAUUUUAAAACUAAUUUAGAAGCGAUAAGCGUCGACAGUGGAACGUGGGGAAAGGAAUGUGAAAUAAAUGAUCCUGAAGAUCCCGAAGACGAAUUAGUUUCUGUAGUCGCAUUAUAUAGACAUGGAGAUAGAUCACCAAUUUCGUCGUUUCCAAAUGAUCUCUACUACAACAGUUCUUACUGGCCUGAAGGUUAUGGGCAACUAUUAAGUAAAGGCAUCUUACGACAAUACAACUUAGGAAAAUGGCUAAGAACUCGUUAUGACACAUUUUUACCAGCAGACUACUCUCCAAAGGAUAUUCUAGUAUACUCCACUGACGUAGAUCGGACGCUUAUGUCCGCAGAAGCAAACCUUGCUGGACUUUACCCACCCACCGAAUCCCAAAUCUGGGAAGAUGGUUUCUUCUGGCAACCUAUCCCAGUCCACCAAAUGGCGACAGAUGAUCCUGUAUUUGCCAUGGAUGCCGAGUGUCCCAAAUUCAUCAAGCUUCAAGAAGAACUCGAAACAUCGGAAUUUUUCGAGAACGUCUACAAAGAAAAUAGGAAUAUGUUAAACAGCUUGUCUAACCUCACUGGAAUGAAAGUCUCUUCCUUAGGAAACAUGCGAAUGAUUUUCGAAGUGCUUUAUAUCUAUCGUAACCACAACGAAUCUUAUUUACCUUCUUGGGUUGAGGAUAUAGAUCAAGAGAAACUAGCUUAUUUAGCCGGAUUGGGAUUUUCCCAGGCAACGUUUACUGAGGAAUUAACAAGGCUAGCAACGGGUCCAUUUUUAAAUUACCUUUUAAGUUACUUCAAUGAUGUCAUAAACAACGCUACCGAUGUUAGCAAGUUCUUAAUGUUUUCUGGACAUGACGGAACGAUAGCAGCAGCUUUGGGAGGUAUGGGAGUUUUCGAUAAUCUCCCACCCGAGUUUGCUUCUGCAGUAAUAUGGGAACUUCGAAGGAAUACCAAGAAGAAAUAUUACGUUAAUGUUUUACACAAAAAGAAUAGUACGGACGCGUAUGAGCAGCUGUCAUUGGAUAACUGCGGCUUCGAUUGUGCAUUUAAUGAUUUUACGACAAAUUUAGAAUCGAUAAUUAUCGACAGAGAAACGUGGAAAAAGGAAUGUGAAAUAAGUGGUUCCGUACGACUUGUAUUUUCUUGGUCUCUUCUGUUCAUGGUUAUAGUUCUAAAAGUUCUAAAGUUUUCAUAGAUGAAGAAUACACCAGGGAUAAAUUUUUAUCAUUUUUAUCUACAAGGAGAAUUAAUUUAACACUUCAAUAUUUAUCAUUAUCACUAUCAUUAAAUUGUGAAAUAUUUUGAUAAGAUAAAAUAGGUUUAUAUUAAAUUAUUAUUACGUCAGUUACGGAUUCAAUGUUAAA